Penicillium canescens is the source of this 1644-nucleotide messenger RNA. It is a transcript of the gene cwc27, whose product is annotated as putative peptidyl-prolyl cis-trans isomerase. Gene Ontology annotation, cellular component: catalytic step 2 spliceosome. NCBI's taxonomy places the organism in Eukaryota, Fungi, Ascomycota, Eurotiomycetes, Eurotiales, Aspergillaceae. Gene Ontology annotation, biological process: protein peptidyl-prolyl isomerization. The transcript has a single exon. The record is from RefSeq and is a predicted model, not a curated record. Gene Ontology annotation, molecular function: peptidyl-prolyl cis-trans isomerase activity. Bases 1 to 1644 code for a protein of 547 amino acids.
AUGUCCUCACAAUACGCCAGCGAGCCCAAUCCCACCGCGUCGGCCACACUCAACACGACGGUUGGUCCGAUCCAGAUCGCGCUCUUCGCAAACCAGACCCCUCUUACCUGCAAAAACUUUCUCCAACACUGCAAAGACAAUUACUAUGCGGGAACAAUUUUCCACCGAGUAGCCCCGGAUUUCGUGAUCCAGGGUGGUGAUCCCACUGGCACAGGUUCCGGCGGCACGUCAAUCUACGAAUAUCCGGAAUUCGAAUACGACCCCGAAGCUCGGGACCCGAACGAGCGGGUUGUUUUGCGCGAUGAGCUUCACAGUCGGCUGCGCUUCAAUCGGCGUGGGCUGCUGGGCAUGGCCAAGAGCGAGGAUGGGACAUACGGCAGUCAAUUUUUCAUUACGCUUGCGAACACAGAGCGUGAAAUGAACGGGCAGUGUACAAUUUUCGGCAGAUUGGAAGGAGAUAGUAUCUACAAUGUGUUGAAGAUCGCGGAUGCAGAGCGCAUUGAGGGCACUGAGCGACCUGUUUAUCCGAUCAAGAUUACCUCCUGCGAGGUCGGAGAGUUAGGGCCCUUGGAGGGCAAGUUGAAGGAUCGCCAGGCUCUCUCGACUGCAUCAAGACCAGAGAAGGCCGCACCCAAAAAGAAAAAGAAAGCACCUAAAGGCGGGAAAACACUGCUGAGUUUUGGAGAUGAUGAAGGUGAUGAGGGAAUGCCAAUGCGCCCAGCAAAGCCUAAAUUCAACACCAAAUUGGUCGCGGAUGCACCAGAUGCGCAGACAGAUGCACCAAAGCCUAAGUCUCAAACCGAUGCCCCGUCACAGCCUCGCAAACGGCCAAGGUCACCAUCCCCCAGACGGUCAGCGUCACUGGAACGCAAAAAGCGCAUUAAGACACCAGAGCCAGAAACCCAACUCCCUGUCCAGGACCCUGAGUCGCCUAUUCGGUCUCCAACCCCAGAAGCUCCACGCGCAAAGGAGUCCAAGUUAUCCAAGACAAACUCCCAGAUUGCCAAUCUAAUGGCAUCAAUGCGCCGAGACGUCAACACUGGUCCAAAGGACACAGGUCGCAAGAAGUCCGCACUCGAAUCCAUGAUCCCCGAAACCUCAAUUCGAGGACGAAGACGACCACCACCAGGGUCGGCCAACAGCUCAAGCCGCAACGGUACAGGACCCAGCAACGCGGCAGAGCGAGAAGCCCUUCAACUUUUCAACGCCUUCAAGGCCAAAUUAGAAAGCGCCAAACCCGAAAUUACGCCAGCAUCACAAACCAAAACUAACGGCAAAGAAAGCACACAAACCAAAGACGCAGACGAAGACGAAGAAGCCCAACUCUGUGACCUACACUUCAUCGCCAACUGCCAAUCCUGUCAAUCAUGGGACGAUCCAGGCGCAGACGCAGCCGAUGAUCCCGCACAAGAAGAAGAUUGGCUCUCGCACGAACUACGUUUUGGAAAGGAUACGCUUGGCAAAGACUUAGAGUGGAAGAAGAAAAACCAGGAAGCCGAUUCACUUAUGGUUAUUGAUCCUCGUGAGAAGGAGAAGGAAGUUGUUGGCAGUGGUAGUGGGAAGAAGCGUGGAUUCCAGCGGGAUCGUGAGCGUGAGCGGAAGCGUGAACGGGCUGGAGAUUUGGAGUGGGAGAGGGGACGAUGA